AUGGCAAGGAAAUCAUCAGCUCCUCCAUCAUCAUCAUCAUCUCCUCCUCCUCCUUCUUCUUCAGUAUUGUUAUCCCGACAAUAUGACAAGGACGGUAUAAUGAAUGACGAUUAUGAUCAACGCAUCAAUAUCUGGUGGGACUGUUUGGAUCCUGAAAAUCCUGAAAUUGAUAUUUAUGAUCAUCAUCAUUUUAACACAUGUCCUUCGUCCUUUGGUGGGGGCUCCGGCUCGACAUCGAUUGUUGAUAACGAUUUCUCAGCAAGCCUACCACCCGGCCCGGACCCACAACUUUAUUAUUUCUCCCAGUUCGGUCAAGGGGAGGAGGUGGUGGUUGAAGAAGGUGGCGCCGCCGCCGCCGCCCUUGGUGGUGAUGAUGAUGAAGAAGAUUUAUUUGGUUGUUCUUCUUCUUGCUCGGGUCUUUUCUCACCAGAUUCUGAUUUCUGGGGUCUGCUGUCCUAGUACUACUACCAACCAUCAUCAUCAUCAGGAACAACCGGCCGCCGCCGCCACCUUGGUCCUCUGAUUAAUUUACUUCUCUCUUUCAAGGAUUUCGAUAUGGUAUAAGUAGUAUUACUGUUCGAUAUGGUAUAAGUAUUUUCAGUUUAUCUGCAGCUAGCAAACCCAGAAAUAGCACAGAAAUUUGGAUAUUCCGUCUCUCAGCAAAUGCCUGUAAACCAUAUCCUCGUCAUGGACAUGCAUGGUUGGCAUGCAUUAACUAGUUGAUUGGAUUACAAAGAUCGAUCUUUGUUUGAACAUCAUCAAAUCUUAUGUGUGUUACUUUCGUUAAAUCAUAUGAACCUCGACAUAUGUUAUUAACGUUUCUAUUUCCAUUGGUAACAAUGGUUUGUAAAACCACGAGGACAAAUCAUGGUUGAAACAUGGUGUAAUAGAGAGGUAUUGUAAAAUAUGGAGUAUUAAUCUUGGCAUAUGCCGCCUCUUUCAUUGU
This is a messenger RNA of Oldenlandia corymbosa var. corymbosa, 946 nucleotides long. The record is from the annotation of a GenBank genome assembly. NCBI's taxonomy places the organism in Eukaryota, Viridiplantae, Streptophyta, Magnoliopsida, Gentianales, Rubiaceae.